GAUUUGACACAAGAUCUUCACGGCCAGCACCUGGUCAUAAAAAGUGUGGUCAGCAUGUUGAAGGGCCACAUGUACACUGACAAUCCCUCGAAAGCUCUCGUUUUCAGCUUCCAUGGCUGGAGCGGAUCCGGGAAGAAUUUUGUGAGUGAAAUUAUCGCAAGAAAUCUAUUUUUUGAUGGGAGGAAAUCAAGGAAUGUAAAGUUGUUCGUGGCCAGUCAUCAUUUUCCACAUGCCAGUGAAAUUCAUCAAUAUGAGGACAUGAUUAGGGAAUCAGUGAGAAUUCAAGUGAGCCAGUGCAAGAGGGCUCUCUUCAUUUUCGAUGAGAUGGACAAGAUGCCUGUGGGACUGAUCGACACCAUCAAACCCUACCUCGAUCACCACCAUGAGAUUGAUGGACUUGACUACAGGAAAGCCAUCUUCAUACUUUUAAGCAACACUGGUGGGAAGGUGAUCAACGAGCUGACGUACGAUCACUGGAUGGCCUCACACGACCGAGAGAAGAUAACCCUGCACAGCGUGCAGAUGGCAAUCUCUAAAAGUGCAUUCAAUGAAGUUAAAGGUGGUUUGUGGCACGGUCGACUGAUAGAAUCCAACCUCAUCACCGCUUUCAUCCCCUUCCUACCGUUGGAGCGGCACCACGUGAAGCUGUGCAUCAGGGAUGAGUUUAGGAGGAAGGGCAGAGAGGCAGACGAGAAGGUCAUCAACCUGGUGGCCGAUGAACUCCACUACUGGCCUGAGACUGUCCAGCUAUAUUCCAUGUCCGGCUGCAAGAGAAUUUCUGAGAGGGUGGGCAUCUACAUGCAUGACGAGCUAUGA
Helobdella robusta is the source of this 816-nucleotide messenger RNA. RefSeq lists its product as hypothetical. NCBI's taxonomy places the organism in Eukaryota, Metazoa, Annelida, Clitellata, Rhynchobdellida, Glossiphoniidae. The record is from RefSeq and is a predicted model, not a curated record. The annotation marks the transcript as partial. Gene Ontology annotation, biological process: cellular response to misfolded protein. The transcript has 5 exons. Gene Ontology annotation, molecular function: ATP binding; ATP hydrolysis activity.